Molecule: messenger RNA, 1184 nt
Organism: Impatiens glandulifera
Lineage: Eukaryota; Viridiplantae; Streptophyta; Magnoliopsida; Ericales; Balsaminaceae
Product: diacylglycerol O-acyltransferase 3
Exons: 2
Coding region: 83-1120 (345 amino acids)
Source: RefSeq, a predicted model, not a curated record
UCAUUUGAGCUAUGAUCAUCAUCAGAUUCAAAGCUCAAAACUUUAAACUCUAAAUCUGAUCUUACAUACACAUUCUCUAUCAAUGGAGGUUUCCGGUAUCGUAUCCAGUCGUCCUUCCUUCUUCUCCGGCGAGAUCGGCCCUCGCCGGACUUCUUUACAUAUGAUUAGAAGUUCAUCGAUGUCUGUUCCUUCCUUCAUCGAUGAAGGACAUGUUAAAUACUACUGCAGUGGAUUGAAAUUGAAACCCAUUUCAAUUCGAGGAGCUGUGAAGGAGAAUGAUUCAGCGAUUAAGAAGAAUAUGAAGAUGAUGAAGAAGAGAUUGAAAUUACUCAAAGGGUUAUCAAAGGAUGCUGCUUUCUUCUCUGAGAUGGAAAUCGGGUUCAAUUCCAAUUUUCAACAGGAUGAUGAAUCAACGAUUGAUAUAAACAAGGGGAAAACAGUAUCUGAAGCAACAGAGUUACUGUUAGCUCAACUGAAACAGCUAAAAGCAGAGAAGAAAGAACUGAAGAUGAAGAAGAAAAAUGAAAAGGCGAAAAUGUUACAUCUUGACUCAUCAUCAUCUUCUUCUUCUGAAUCAAGUGACGAUGAACGUGGACAGGUUAUGGAUAUGAGCCGUUUAAAGAAAGCAUUAGUCAAAGGAAACAGAAAGGAAGAAUCGCAGUCUGCAAUUGCUGUAACAGGAGAGAUUGGGCUUUUACCGGAAAACUGUAUCAAUGAGACAUCUUCUUAUUAUUAUUCUUCUUCUUCCCUCAUGGAAGCCAUUGAUGAUGCAAAGAUUAAAACUUUGUCUCAGAAGCCAGAGACAAAGAUGAUAGAGGUGUGUAUGGGGGGUAAAUGUAAGAAAUUGGGGGCUCCAGCAUUAAUGGAGGAGUUUCAGAAGACAGUUGGAGUUGAAAUAGCUGUUGUUGGAUGUAAAUGUAUGGGGAAAUGUAGAACAGGUCCAAAUGUUAAGGUACAUGAUGUCGAGCAGAGACUUCUGGUUUCAGCUGCGGCGGCAGAUGAAGAAGGAGAGAAGACAGUUGGUGGUGGUAGUGGUCAUGAUCAUCAACAUAAUCAUAAUACUUUACUUUGUACUGGAGUUGGGUUUGAGGAUGUUAGUGUGAUUGUCUCAAAUCUUUAAGAUUUUUCUCAUUUAUGUUUACAUAAUAAUAAAUGUAUUAUGUAGAUAUAUAUAUAAAUAAAUA